AUGGCCACCACGACACGCCAGCUCGCUCGUACGGCGACCCGCCUCACAACCCGCAGGACCUUCGCCACCUCUGCUCCCCGGACAGCCUUCCGCCAGCGCUACUCCGGGCAACAAGGCCACCGCUUCUACUCCUCCUCCUCCUCCUCCUCCUCCGAACCACCCAAACCCUCCUCGUCCUCCUCUCCGCUUGUCUACAUCACCCUCGCCGCCGCCGCCGCAGCCGGUGGAGCCUUUUAUUAUUACUCCUCCUCCUCCAGCACCCAGCCCGCCGCGCCCAAGGUCCUGACCAACCCCACCAAGGAGGACUACCAGAAGGUCUAUAAUGAGAUCGCCCGGAGGCUGGACGAGAACGAAGAUUACGACGACGGCUCGUACGGUCCUGUCCUGCUGCGGCUGGCGUGGCAUGCCUCGGGCACGUACGAUGCGCUGACGGGCACCGGCGGUAGCAAUGGCGCCACCAUGAGAUUUGCGCCUGAGGCGGAUCAUGGAGCCAAUGCUGGUCUCAAGCACGCGAGGGACUUUUUGGAGCCUGUCAAGGAGAAGUUCCCCUGGAUCACCUACUCAGACCUCUGGAUCCUCGGCGGUGUCUGCGCCAUCCAGGAGAUGCUCGGUCCCAAGAUCCCCUACCGACCCGGCCGGUCCGACCGCGACGUCGCCGCCUGCACUCCCGACGGCCGUCUCCCGGACGCCGCCCAGGGCCAAGACCACCUGCGGGCCAUCUUCUACCGCAUGGGCUUCAACGACCAGGAGAUUGUGGCCCUGGCGGGCGCGCACGCCCUGGGCCGCUGCCACACGGACCGGUCCGGCUUCGACGGGCCCUGGACCUUCUCGCCCACCGUCAUGACCAACGACUACUACCAGUUCCUGACGGACCGCAAGUGGCACUGGAAGAAGUGGGAUGGCCCCAAGCAGUACGUGAACGAGGACGAGUCCAUCAUGAUGCUGCCGGCCGACAUGGCCCUGGUGGCGGACAAGAAGUUCAAGAGCUGGGUCGUCAAGUAUGCCAAGGAUAACGACUUGUUCUUUAACGACUUCCGGAACGUGAUUGUGAAGCUGUUUGAGCUGGGCGUGCCGUUUGCCGAGGGUAAGGAGAAGUGGGAGCUGAAGACGCUUGGGGAGCAGGAGUAA
Messenger RNA from Cryphonectria parasitica EP155, 1128 nucleotides. RefSeq names its product heme peroxidase. Bases 1 to 1128 code for a protein of 375 amino acids. Gene Ontology annotation, molecular function: heme binding; peroxidase activity. The transcript is spliced from 2 exons. NCBI's taxonomy places the organism in Eukaryota, Fungi, Ascomycota, Sordariomycetes, Diaporthales, Cryphonectriaceae. Gene Ontology annotation, biological process: response to reactive oxygen species; cellular response to oxidative stress; hydrogen peroxide catabolic process. The record is from RefSeq and is a predicted model, not a curated record.